AUGGCAAAUAAUUUGCUGCUAAACUCUCCAUCUACAUCACUGACUCAAGCACCAUCUACAACACUACCACUGACUUCCACCCCUGCAACAACCACCAGAAAUUCAUCAUCAUCUUCCAUAUCCUCCUCUUCAACCCUUUGUUCACCCUCACUUCUCAGCCCCUCUUCCGUGCAUACUGUAUCAGGUCUCCAGCCAGCGUCUGCACAAACUGGAACACCUCUAAAUUUUCGCACUGGGCCAGCCCUUAGUAGACUAUUCCAGCCGUAUGUGAAUAUAAGAUCGUCAAGAGCUCGUCACAGGUUAGGCCCUACUGCAUGGGAGCAUGAUUUUUAUUGCAUGGCUAAUCCUUCAUGCAAUACUAUACCCACACCAGAAGAAAACAACAUUUUAAAAUUAAGUGGGCUUGGAAAGAAGAGAGUUCGAUUCGAGGAUAUGAAUGGAUCCUUUGCUGAUUUUACCCGAAAAAUUGUGGAAAUGUUCCCUGCCAUACAAAUGGCAGGUGCAUUUAAAGUCAUGCGUUCAGCGAGGGGUCGUCAAUUGGUUGACAUACCAAUGCCACCAGAAGGUUACAGUAUCCCGUAUCUAAGAAUGGAGAGUGGCCUCAACAAAGCAGUUGCAUAUAUUGUACCAAUUCAAAACAGCAUUCCUGUUGUACGUCAGGAAGAUAUUGCUGAGAAUGUUGUAAUGGAAAGGUGCAAUACUUGUCUCUGUGAGGUGCCUCUGCAUAGGCUCGAAGAGCAUGUUCAUUUAUGCACCGACAGGUCAUCUGCACAAGGGGAAGCUAAUGAAGGGACAAGAAAAAAUUAUCCAUGUCCAGCUUUUAAAUUUCGUGUGGCUUUGUUGCUUGACCACAAUAUGGUGACAUUAAAUAGCAAAUUUGCCACAAAAAUGAAAAAGAUUGACGUUCCUUGCGACAUGCCUGAGGCAGACCUCAAAGAUCUGCUCUGGAAGACUUUUCCUGAACUGAAUUAUAAAGACUUUAGCAUCUGUAGAGUUGACCGAUUCAGACGUGUGUCGGCUCUUACUUUAAAUACUUUAUCUCCAGUGGCCAUUCGUAAAGAUCUGGACCGGUCAGCUCUUUACCUACGGCCAAAGGAGCCACUGGAAUUGUCUAAGGACAGUGUCUCUUCAGAUACACCUGUAGGUAACAUUGCAUCUGGGGGGUCUAAAGUGGAAAAUGUGCAGUUGGAUUCUGAGGAGGAGGAGGAAGACAUGUUACCUGUUGAUGACAUUUCAUCUGAGGGGUCUGAAGAAGUAGAAAGUGUGCUGGUGAAUUUUGAGGAAAAUGAAGACAUUAUAUUUGUCAUCGAUGAAAGGGAUGAAUUGAUGCAAGACCAUCAUGCUGAUGGUAAUGAUGGUGAUGUAAACGUCGUCAAUGAAAGGGAUGAAUUGACGCAAGACCAUCAUGCUGAUGGUAAUGAUGGUGAUAUAAUGGUCAUCGAUGAAAGGGAUGAAUUGAUGCAAGACCAUCAUGCUGAUGGUAAUGAUGGUGAUGUAAACGUCGUCAAUGAAAGGGAUGAAUUGACGCAAGACCAUCAUGCUGAUGGUAAUGAUGGUGAUAUAAUGGUCAGCGAUGAAAGGGAUGAAUUGAUGCAAGACCAUCAUGCUGAUGGUAAUGAUGGUGAUGUAAACGUAAGAACAUUAAUUUGA
Misgurnus anguillicaudatus (oriental weatherfish) is the source of this 1650-nucleotide messenger RNA. Lineage: Eukaryota; Metazoa; Chordata; Actinopteri; Cypriniformes; Cobitidae. The record is from RefSeq and is a predicted model, not a curated record.